CUGUUAUGUGCUACGCCCAGCAGGGUAUUUCAGGCGCCGUGAACGAUUAGUGGAGCACCGAAUGCUAUAUUUUAUACAUUGAAUUAUAGCCACAGAACAUAUUAUACUUAGGGAAUGUUCUGUGGUUACAGCAUAUAACUUUGAAUAUUUUUUCAUUUUAGUUUAUCUAUGGCAUAAGAUGAUACAAGAACAUAGAAAUAAAUAUUAAACCUAAAAUUUGAAAUUUUUCUUAAGAAUUAAAGAAUAAAGAGUUUUAGUGAGGUAUGAUAAUGAAAUAAGUUGAGGAAAAUAAAAUGAAUUGUAUAAUUCCAGGUCCGAAUUUGAAAAUAUUUGCAAAAGCACUUCAAGCUCUGGCAAAGAUUGGAGAUGAUUUAUAUGUUGAUGCAUCUAAAGAGCAUGUUAGUCUUAUAACAUUAAAUUUAAGAAAAACUGUAUGUGUUCAUUUUAAUUUGUUAGAUAUUUUUUUUUCAACUUACGAAGUAGAUAUAACUCAAAUUGCUGAUAAGUCCCAAGGUGUAUCUUGUAAAAUUCAUAUGAAAACUCUACUUCCUUUGUUUAGAGGAACCAAUCUGGAAAAAAAGCUGGAUUAUGUAAAAGUAGAAUAUGAUAAUAAUAGUGAUUUUAUAGUAUUUAAAAUGAAAUAUAAAUAUGAUGAUAUUUUAAUGACUCACCAACUACAUUUAAUAGAACCCGAAUUGCUAACAAUCGAUAUUUCUCCGGAUUCUGGUUGUAAUAAUGUAGUAACAACCAGCACAUUCUUCAAUCAACUUCUAAAUAUGUUUAGUAAUUCAGAUGAUGAGAUUUUAUUUGAAAUUACUAAAGAAAAAGCUGUGAUAAGAAAUUAUUAUGUAGGUGCACCUGUGAAAUCAAAAUCAGUAAGAAGUCAAGUUAGUCCAAAUGGAUCUGAAUUUAGUGUAUUCAGAAUAAAUCUAGAAACUACUAUUAAUUUCUCUUUAAAACCAUUUCGUACUGCAAUACAGUUUGCAGAAGGUUUUAAUUUGAAUAUUUGCCUCAAUUUUGAACAAGGAGGAAAACCUCUUUGUGUUACGAUGAAAAAUCCAACAUUUGAAAUGAAUUUUAUGAUAGCAACAAUAAAUCCUUAUAAUGAAAAUCAAAGUAUAGCAACUUCUUCUAUACCUGCAAGAAUAACGGGGGUGAAUAAUGAUAUUGCAAAUGUAACAGCAGACGAUAGGGAAGUGCUUUUAAAUGAAAAUUGGGAUGAUUUUAGUAUGGAAACUAUUGGUGAAGGAAGAAUAGCAAAUAAAAAGUCCAAAAAAACUUUUCCAUUUAAUGAAUUAUUAGAUAGUACAAAGGAAAACAGAAGAAAUUCAAAUGAUGAAAGAAGUUUAAACGGUUCUUUGAAAAAUUCAGCUGAUAAAGCUGUAUUGAAUACCUUGGAAUCAAACUCGAGGAAAAAAGCCAAAAUUGUUUUUGGAAGAUGUUUUGAAUCAACAUUUUCGAGAGCUCAACUCGGAGAUGUUUUAGUUUCUGAUUCAGAUUCCGAAUAAAAAUUUUCAGAAUCUCAUCAUUUAAUAUCAAGUUUCAACAACUUCGAGUAAAAUCAGAAUAACAUUUGUUUGUAUUAUUAAAUGUAAUACAUCAUUUCUUUAAAAUAUGAGAUUUUUGGGUUCAAAUUAAUUAAUUAUUGUAAGUAAAAUUUUAUUAUUGUUAUACAUUUAUACAUAUUUCUUAUAUUGUAUUUGACCAUAAUUUCAGUCCCAGACGAUGAAUAUAUAAGUAUUCGAAAGCUCGGAAAAUAUACUAGUCUACUUUGGUGUUUCAUUGCCACGUUCCCAAUAAGAAACCACUCAUAUAAAUUUAUUUAAUUUUUUAUUUCUUAGACCUUUUGAUAUUUAAUGCUAGAUGUUCUUGAUUUUAAGUCUCUUCUGUUUUAAAAUAUUUUUUUUCAUUAAUUCUUAAGAGAUUCAUGAAAAAUUGACAACAGCGGUUUCUUAUUGGGAAUGUGGCAAUGAAACACCAAAGUGGACAAACUUUAAUAUAUUUCGAAUACAUAAGUAUUCGAAAGCUCGGAAAAUAUAUUAAAAGUAGUCCA
This is a messenger RNA of Diorhabda carinulata, 2053 nucleotides long. RefSeq names its product cell cycle checkpoint control protein RAD9B-like. The record is from RefSeq and is a predicted model, not a curated record. The coding region runs from base 294 to 1508 and encodes 404 amino acids. The transcript is spliced from 5 exons. Gene Ontology annotation, cellular component: checkpoint clamp complex. Gene Ontology annotation, biological process: DNA repair; cellular response to ionizing radiation; mitotic intra-S DNA damage checkpoint signaling. Lineage: Eukaryota; Metazoa; Arthropoda; Insecta; Coleoptera; Chrysomelidae.